UUUCUAUACACUGCAUUUACUUCUCCUACCUCCCCUUCUCAUCUCUUCAAUUCUCCACCUGUUCCUUUCCUCUCUCUCUCUCUCUCUCUCUCUCUCUCUCUCUCUCUCUCUCUCUUCAUUCUUCUUAAAUUCCAUCAUCACAAGAAAAAUACAGGUAGCUUCAAUGGAAACCAGCCUGAAAACCACAAUUUUACUCUCAUAGAAAUAGUUUCCAGUUGACCCUUUUCCCUGAAUACCAAUCUUUUGGUCUAAAAAAACCUGCAAAACCAAGACUGAAUAUACAUACACCAGUGUGGGGAAGAACAAAAAAAAUGUUCCAACCCAACAUGUUUGAGAGUCACCAUCAUCUUCUUGAUAUGAGCCACAAGACCACAGAAAAUGAGCUUGAUAUGCUUAGAGAUGAUGACUAUGAGAGCAAAUCUGGCACUGAUAUAAUGGAAGCUCCCUCCGGCGAUGAUCUAGAUCCCAAUCAACGCCCCAACAAGAAGAAACGUUACCAUCGUCACACACAACAUCAAAUACAAGAACUAGAGGCUUUUUUCAAAGAAUGCCCACAUCCAGAUGAUAAACAAAGAAAAGAACUUGGAAGAAGAUUAACUUUGGAGCCUUUGCAAGUUAAGUUUUGGUUCCAAAACAAGAGAACUCAAAUGAAGGCUCAACAUGAACGCCACGAGAACUCACAAUUGAGGAAUGAAAACGAAAAGCUACGUAUGGAGAACAUACGCUACAAAGAAGCCCUCACCAAUGCUACAUGUCCUAAUUGUGGUGGCCCUGCGGCCAUUGGGGAGAUGUCAUUCGAUGAACAACACCUUAGAAUCGAAAAUGCUCGCCUUCGCGAAGAAAUUGAUAGGAUAUCCGGAAUUGCAGCAAAAUAUGUUGGCAAACCAAUGCUAUCCUACCCUAACCUCUCACACAAUGGACCAUCACGCUCUCUUGAUCUACCAAUCGGUAGUUUUAGUUCACAACCUACAAUGGUAGACGACAUGUUUGGAACCAACAACCUUCUCCGGUCAGUUUCAGGUCCUAGUGAGGCCGACAAGCCAGUUAUAAUCGAACUAGCUGUCACAGCGAUGGAGGAGCUGGUUAGAAUGGCUCAGUCUGGUGAGCCUUUGUGGAUUGGAAGCUCUGAUAACUCAUCAGAGACUUUAAAUGAAGAAGAAUACUCCCAAACCUUUCCAAGAGGCAUUGGACCAAAACAGUUAGGAUUGAAAUCAGAAGCUUCAAAGGAGUCAACAGUUGUCAUCAUGAAUCAUAUCAGUAUUGUGGAGAUUCUAAUGGAUGUGAAUCAGUGGUCAAAUGUGUUUUCUGGGAUUGUUUCAAGAGCAAUGACUCUAGAAGUGCUUUCAACUGGAGUGGCUGGAAACUACAAUGGAGCCCUACAAGUGAUGACAGCAGAGUAUCAAGUGCCUUCGCCGCUUGUCCCAACCCGAGAAUACUAUUUUGUUAGGUACUGUAAACAACACCCGGAUGGGACCUGGGCUGUGGUGGAUGUAUCUUUGGACAACUUACGCCCUAAUGCGAAUUUAAGAUCUAGAAGAAGGCCAUCGGGUUGUUUAAUUGAAGAACUUCCCAAUGGGUACUCAAAGGUUACGUGGGUUGAACAUGUUGAAGUUGAUGACACAGCUGUUCAUGAUAUAUAUCGGUUGCUAGUGAACUCUGGUUUAGCAUUUGGGGCAAGACGUUGGGUAGCAACGCUUGAUAGACAAUGCCAACGGCUGGCAAGCGCAAUGGCUAACAAUAUUCCGGCUGGUGACAUGUUAGUUCUAACGACCUUAGAAGGACGAAAGAGUAUGUUGAAACUCUCCGAGAGAAUGGUUUUGAGUUUUUGUAGUGGUGUCGGGGCUUCGACUACUCACACAUGGACAACCUUAUCUGGUAGUGGGGCAGAUGAUGUCCGUGUUAUGACUAGAAAGAGUGUGGAUGAUCCGGGCAGGCCUCCUGGUAUCGUGCUAAGUGCCGCUACAUCGUUUUGGAUCCCAGUUCCACCAAAACGAGUUUUCGAAUUUCUUCGUGAUGAUAAUUCAAGGAGUGAGUGGGACAUUCUUUCAAAUGGUGGACUGGUUCAAGAAAUGGCACAUAUUGCCAAUGGUCGAGAUCCAGGCAACUGCGUCUCACUUCUACGAGUCAAUAGUGCGAAUUCGAGCCAGGGAAACAUGCUUAUCCUUCAGGAGAGUUCCAACGAUUCAACUGGUUCGUAUGUUAUCUACGCUCCCGUAGAUAUUGCAGCAAUGAACGUGGUGUUAAGUGGUGGCGACCCCGACUAUGUGGCUUUACUACCAUCUGGUUUUGCAAUACUUCCAGAUGGAGCAGGAAAACAUCAAGGUGGAAGGAUUGUAGAGGUUGGAAAUGGUGGAUCUUUACUGACAGUUGCAUUUCAGAUUCUGGUUGAUUCGGUUCCUACAGCAAAACUAUCUCUAGGUUCAGUCGCAACGGUUAAUAGUCUUAUUAAGUGCACCGUCGACAGGAUCAAAGCCGCAGUGGCUCCUGAGAAUGCAUAACCAUCGUUAUCUUCGUUUUACAUAUUUGUGUGUUUUGUAGCAUAAAUCAAAGGGACUAGAUGAAGGGGAUUUAAGCAGGCGAUGUUUACUCUUAUUUUUGAAGCUAAUGGAAGAAGUCAAGAACGCACCUAAAACAAUCCUUUGGCAAAUGGUGACAACAUCAAGAAUGCAUUUUCAGCCAUUAUCGAAGGUUAUAGGUUCGGGUAUUGACUUUGGCUAGUUAUUUUGAAGAUUUUGAGUAAACUAAAACCUUAUGGAAUGAAUCUAAGUCAAAACUUCUUUUAGAUUUAGAGUAUUUUCUUUAGGGUUCCCUAAUUGUAAGUGUUUUGAUGUUUAAGUGUUAAAAUGGUGGUCUUUUGGAAA
This is a messenger RNA of Helianthus annuus (common sunflower), 2861 nucleotides long. RefSeq names its product homeobox-leucine zipper protein MERISTEM L1. The record is from RefSeq and is a predicted model, not a curated record. Gene Ontology annotation, molecular function: DNA binding; lipid binding. Lineage: Eukaryota; Viridiplantae; Streptophyta; Magnoliopsida; Asterales; Asteraceae. The transcript is spliced from 12 exons. Bases 312 to 2498 code for a protein of 728 amino acids.